This is a messenger RNA of Schizophyllum commune H4-8, 3276 nucleotides long. RefSeq lists its product as uncharacterized. NCBI's taxonomy places the organism in Eukaryota, Fungi, Basidiomycota, Agaricomycetes, Agaricales, Schizophyllaceae. The coding region runs from base 1 to 3276 and encodes 1091 amino acids. Gene Ontology annotation, molecular function: histone deacetylase activity. Gene Ontology annotation, cellular component: nucleus. The record is from RefSeq and is a predicted model, not a curated record. The transcript is spliced from 13 exons.
AUGCUGAGACAUCGUGACACAGACAGCGAGCUGGGCGCAUUGUACCUAGUGCCCAACCGAGAGGGCACGGGCAAGACGCUUGUGCGGCGCCCGAACCCGCCGCCGACGUCGCCGCCGCUGGACGACGACUUCGAUGCGAUGACCCAGGCGGGAACGACGACGCGCGGCGCGCAGACGGAGUGGGGCACACACCUGCGCGAGUCCCGGGCGUUCACGGCGACGCCGCUGGGGAGCGACUUUGACGCUUGUACUUACACAGCAGCCCCGGGAGAGACGCGCUCAGAGUGGCAAAUGGCCAUGGGGCAGGCGAAUGCGACUCGGGGAACGCCGCAGGCUAGUCCGAGGAAGGGCCCUGGGUCGUCGAGUACGCGGGUUCUGGCGGGCGAGGGGCGGCAGACUCCGUCGCGCGCGGGGUCAGUUGCGCGCCAUGUUACCGGGCGCAGUGGUAGCGAGUGGGGCCAGUCGCAGGACGGAUGGCCUCAGGGACCUCCCCGCGGCGCGGUCGUUCGGCGAAGCCCGACCACGACGAGCCGCGCGAGCAGCAAGCGCCUACCUAAUCCGCCUUCGGAGCGCGAUUGGCCGCCGCCCGUGCGUCGCGAGACAGAGAUCAUCCAGGGGAACACCGAGUUUUCGAUGGUCCGGCGGCGCGUCCUAGAGGAUAGCCCACAGAAAACGGUGACUAUUUCGACAUGGCGCGAGCAAGUGGCGGAGGAGGCGGCGCAGGCAACUGAGCCAGAGCCGGAGAUGAGCGUCUACUUUGUUGGCGCAGACGACUAUCCGGAGUCAGUCGCGCCGGUUCCGGGGAGCACGCGUGUAAUCGAGGAGGUGCGGGGGCUUGGGAUGGAUAGCAGCGCAAGGAGUGCUUCUCCUCCAAUGCUGCCGCAAGGAACUACGCCGCCCAGGAAGGCAUCGUACGGCUCUAGGGCAGAUAGUCGAAGGACCGGCACUUCGUCCUCGCCGCGGUCGCUUCCAAGCCCUCCGCCACGAACUUCGACGCCGAAUGGCGUGAACAGCCCUACUGCCCAGCUGAACCGACGAUACACACAUAGCCGCCGGGGAUCCAGCCCCAAUCGGCGUAUUCUAUCCUCUUUGUUCCACCCCACGCAGUCGGGAGCGACCAUCAGUUCCAUCAAGACUCCUGAGGGCGCUUUUGAUCGCGUACUUGAUUCGUGCGAGCCUUCUCUACUGCACAUCGCGCCAGUUUUGGAAAGUCUGGGGAUGACGAGCGAGGAGCACCUUCGAGCGGUUGCGCGCUUAUCCGAGGACACGAGAGACAAGGAAAUUAGGGAGGAGGCGCUGAGGAUGGGUGUAACGAUCGUUGAAUGGGCUAUCCUGAUUGACAAGCUGCAGACCUUCUAUGGGAAAGUAGCAGGGCUACGCAAUAGACUCACAGGGCUGCACAAAGCCGAGACCGGUCAACGCGAGGCAGCCUGCCCUCAAGCUGAUUUCCCACGUGAGCGUCGCGUCGCUGUGGCGUCGAUCAAUCUCAAGUUGAAGUUCAACUUGACCCGGAUCUUCGCUGUCCAGAUGAGCUCGCCUCACUCAGGAGGCCAGCACACCUUCUAUGUGCAGAACAAAUGCUUCGACCAUCAAUAUAUUCGCUCAACGGACCUUUCUGCCAUAGUAGAAAGGCCCGAGCGUCUUCGCGCGGUCCUCGUGGGCCUAUCGGCUGCGAACUCGCGGUUGGGGGAGCUUGUACCCUCUAGCAAAAGCUCUGAAGUCAAGCGCGAGUCCACACCAUCCGACGAGCUCGCCGACGCUCUGGCCCGCCUCGACAUCAGCCCAAACAAAGAUAGUGGCAAGGGAGACAACCAAGCUUGGAGCAUUCGGCAUACAGAUGCGGCGGUGAAGAUGCUUGACAAUCCUGCUGUCAAGUUUGUUCAUGGCGAUAUUGACGGCGAUGUGUACCUCGAGAACCUGACCAAGUGGGCGAAGGAGAGCACGGAGAAGAUACGACAGGGAGGGUCAGAAAUUCCCGAGGGGUAUGCGCAAGGUGACCUAUAUCUGUGUCCAGAAUCUAUCGAUGCGAUGCAGGGGGCGAUGGGUACCGUCUGCGAAGCAGUCGACGAUGUCAUCGCUGGCCGCACCCGGCGCGCCUUUGCCGCAAUAAGGCCACCAGGUCAUCAUUGUGGCGAAGACACACCCUCAGGGUUUUGCUUUGUUAACAACGUCGUGGUUGGCGCUGCGCAUGCCCAUUUAAAGCACGGCGUCCGGCGCGUAGUCGUCUUCGACAUAGACCUCCAUCAUGGAAACGGAACACAGUCGCUCAUCUGGCAAAUCAACGAAGAGACCUACCGUCAAACUCUGGAAAGCGAAGCCGGCGCACCAGACGUGAAGCCAGGACCGCAAAUGUACUACUCAUCGCUGCAUGACAUACUGUCAUAUCCCUGCGAGGACGGAAAGCCCGCGCUCGUGCAAGCUGCCUCCGUCUCCAUUCGUGGAGAGCACGGACAGCAUGUCGAGAACGUACAUCUCCAAACUUGGAAGUCGCAAGAAGAGUUCGACGCGCUAUACCAGUCACAAUAUACCAGGAUCAUCCGUCGAGCCGAGGAAUUCCUCGAUAAAACGGGUGGCCCGGGAAAGGACGUGCUCGUCUUCAUCAGCUGUGGAUUUGAUGCCUGCGAGCACGAGUACGAAUCGAUGCAGCGCCACAAGCGCAACGUACCGACUUCGUUUUACUACCAGUUCGCGCGGGACGCCUGCGCGUUCAGUGACCGUUAUGCCGAUGGGAGACUGAUUAGUGUCCUCGAGGGCGGCUACGGCGACCGCGCUCUCAUCAGCGGCUCACUUGCGCACCUCUGCGGUCUAUCCGAUCUACCAGGCGUCCGUCCCGAAUGGUGGAACGUAGACAACCUCGUGAAGCUCGAAAAAGCCAUCAAAAAGCGCCGCGGCGGACGCGCAUCCCUCGCCACCCCCGAGCCCUGGCUCGACCGCGCCACCGCAAACUUCGACGCGCUCAAGGAGCGGAUCCCGCAGCUGAGCGAGAAGGGGAAGACGAGCAAGGCGCCGAUCCCGCCUCGAUCGAUGCAGCUUAGGCAGAGGAAGAAACCGGGGGAUCCGGUGUCGCCGCCGACAUCGAGACCUGCAUCGAGGCCUUCGUCCGCAGCUGCGUCGCCUGCGGCUGCUGGUAGGAAGAAGCAUCCCGCAGAGUCGACGACGUCGGAGUCGUCGUUGACCGAGAGUGAGGAGGAGACGCCGAAGCCCACUGCAGAUGCGAGUGCCGCCAAGAAGCUGCCGCGCGUGGUCCUGAAGCUUGGGCCGCGGCCACAGGAGUGA